AUGAGUCAACAGCUGCCGCUAAACCGUGUGCUAAUCCAACGGACGGUUGAAUACCAUGGAAAACCAUUACAGAAAAUAUGGGAAUCCGAGCUUCAGCCGAACGAGCUGUACAAGCUACUCGGUAUCGACAAUGGGUUGGAUUUUGCCGUUUACAACGCGCGACAGAAACACUUUACUCUUCAGGAACGGGCCAAACGCUUAAAACUGCAACAGUUCAUAGUGCGAAAUGCGAACUCGCUGUACAGAUAUUAUCCACCCGCUUCCGGGGAGCCGGAACGUGAUUACAAACAAAGUAAUCUUUUUGCCCUACCACCAUUGGAUGCUUACUUGGAUACGGAUGCGGCUGGAAGCGCAAUUCAACUGCUGGAGACCGUACAACCAGGUGAUGUAGUGUAUGGCUCAAUCACAAUGUUCAAGCAUUUUGCCGGAGUUCUGUUUAGACCAAUGUUUAUAGUUGGCAGUGUAACAUCUUACGUACGAAACAAAUCUAUUAAGGGUACUAUAGCGAAAAAUGAACUCAUCUAUCCAGCCCACCGUCCUUCCAAAGGAUUUUUUCCAAAUGAUCUGAUCUGUUGCGAGGUGAUCGAUGUCGCACCGGACGUUCGGCGCCUUAAUUGUUCGAUGAAACGCACCCCCGACAGUCGGGCACCGGAAACGAUUGCGUACGGGCUGCUUACCAAGGAGGAUCUACCGGAGCUUUACAACCUAACUUCGCAGCGGAUUGGCCAAAGUUACGGGGAGUUUUUGGAAAAAUCGCCAUCCUUUAAUGAUCCAUCGUGCAUCGAGCAGUUGUAUGAAUCGGUUGGACUAAGCAGUAGCGAAUACUGUACGAAUAUGUCCAGUUUAAAGGGGCGAUAUCCAUCACAGGAGUAUGCCGCAGAACUGCGAAACUCGCAAAACAGCAAAUGGGCAUUUAGAUCGGUUGCUCAAGGAAUUGAGCAUUUCAAGGAAGGGCGCCACGCGGAAGCCUUCCAAUGUCUCAACAAAGCGUUGAGUAUGGAUCCACGCAAUGUCGAAGGAUUGGUGGCACGUGGUGCACUGUAUGCCAACAGUGGAUCCUUUAAAAAGGCGGUCGAAGACUUUGAAGCGGCACUCAAACUGAAUCCUUCGCAUGCAAACGCGCGUAAGUACAUGGGCGAAACGUUGGUGGCGCUGGGCCGUAGCUACGAGGAAGAAAAUCGCUUCGAAGAAGCAAAGAAAGCGUACCAGGACUGCCUGAACAUUAUACCGCACCAUGAGGAGGCACAGAAUUCGCUCGAAUUUUUGAAAUCGAAACCAUUCACCGGCAAACAGAUUGUCGAACCGACUGAAUUGGAAAUUCCAACAUUAAAUAUUGUAAAACCAUCGUCCAGCGAUCGCAAAAAACAGGAACCGGACACAUCUGGUGUUGAUGGGAGCGGUUUGUACGGUGGCGGUAGCAGCAAGCGAGAUAACAACGAUGGCUCGCGCAAGGAUCGUAAGAAAGAGAGCAAAAAGGAACGCAAAAAGCGGCAUAAGAAGCACCAUAGCAGCUCGAGUGACUCCAGCUCUGCUAGCUCGGAUAGUAGCGAUUCAAGCAGUGACUCGAGCAGCAGCAGUAGCAGCGCAUCAUCGACCAGUUCCGAUACAUCCAGCUCGCGCACCAAAAAGCGCAAACGCUCGAAGAACGAUAAGAAACCGAAAUCCGUAUCGCCUCUGGGCAAACGGAUGACUUCCGGUGGGCGUAGCGGUCCAGCACCAGGCGAACUUGUCGGUUACCCGAUCGGAGGUCAGGGCAGCAUGUUUGGGCACGGUUCCGGUCACGGCCAAUCGGGAAUGGAUGAUUAUGAACAAAAGGUGCGCAAGUUUUUAGAAAUGCCCCGGGACGAAGAGAACUACGAGGAAAAGGUUCGUAGAUUUGUCGCCGAGGCAAACAAGUACCAGAAGGAGCGCAAACAGAUGGAAGACAAAUCGAAGAAAAAGAAGAAGAAGGACGAGAAAAAGGCAAAGAAGGAAAGUAAGAAGAAGCGCAAGUCGGAUGAAAAGAAGAAAUCGAAGAAAAAGGACAAGAGUGGUGGCGACGAUGAUGGGCCUUCGGGCAAGGAUAAACUACGUGAAGCUUUGAAGAUUUUUGAAAAUUUCCCUGUCCUGGAUGAACUUGGCUCGAAACUAUCGGUCGGUGGAUCGGUUGCAGAAGCUCUGUCCGCCCUUCUUGGUGCCGGGUCCGGCAAUAAUAGUGGAGGUGCCGGAACCUCUAGAGCUAAACCAACUGAUUUGUUAGACAUCGAUCGAGGAGCAGCGGCUAGUGUGGACGAAAGCGGCAAGGAUGGCAAAUGGCGCAUGAUGUUUAACAAGGACAAACGUCCUACGAAAGAAGCGGUCCCAAUGACCGCCACACUGACAGCGGGGAUCGGACAGCAUCCGUUCAGCAAUGAAUCGGAUGAAGAUUCGCUUGGUGGCAGCAGCGCACCACCACCACCGUAUGGUACGGUUCCUAAAACACAACAGCAUACUGACCGCGGUUCUGGACGAUUCAGCAGCCGUUACGAUGAUCGCAGUGGAGCAUCAGAUAAGGGAAAAUCCACGACCACUGCAUCGCAGAUGCCACCGGUUAAGUCUGGCCCGGUGGUGCUGGACAAGUUCGGUAACUUCCGCCUAGCAACGGCCGAUACCCCAUCCACCGCUGGCUCGAAACCGCCCGAACCGACGGCUGCGCCACCGAUGCGCCGAUCACGCAGUAAAUCGCGCACCCGAACAUAUGGCAGUUCGCGGUCACGUUCGCGAUCUCGCAGCGAGCGUCGCCGGUCGCGGUCGGGCAGUUUCCGGCGACGGUUCAGUCGAUCACGGUCGCGAUCGUUCAGUCGAUCGCGCUCUGGCAGUUAUUCACGCAGCCGGUCGCGAUCACGUAGCUUCGAACGUCGUCGCUUUGAUCGUCGAAUUUACCGUGGUGGUCGGGGUGGUGGUGGUGGCGGUGGAGGUUACGGCGGUGAUCGUAUGGGUCCGUUUGGCGGCAAUCGGUUCAAUAAUUCACGUGGCCAUUACAGACGGGGAGGUUUCCGCGAUUUCAGGGACAACCGUUUCGUGGGAAAUCGCGGUGGCGGCGGAAUCGGUGGUGGUCGUGAUCGACCCCCGUUCCGGCCACGAUACCGUGGACGGUUCCAGCGGUCGUACAGUCGCAGCAUGAGCAAAUCACCCGAUCGUCGACCAGUAAGCCCUAGCGAUGAUCGUUCGCGCCAUCACAACCGACGCGGAGAUAGCCGUGACCGUGGAACGGCGGGCCAACAUCAGCGGGGUGGAGAUAGCCGGGAGCGCUCUUCACCGCCUGGCCGGCGUGGCAGUAGUCGGGGAGACAGUCGCGAUAAUCAGCGUGACCGUGAUGGAAGUCGCGAUCAUCAUCGACGAUCUGAGGGACGCGAUUCGUCCAAGCGAUCGAAGGAGGAUCUAAACUCAUCUGCUGUCAGUGGUGCUGCCGCUGCAGCCGACACUGCAAACAACAGUUCGCCGGAAACAGCCCGUGCCGACAAAGCGCGGCAACGCCGCUCAUCUUCAGCCGGCAGCCAGCGUUCUAGUGGAUCGACCAAAAUUCCACAUGACAUUGAAGGACGCUGGGCCGACGAUCGUACGAACGAAGGCGAUCAAAAGAAGACACGGCGGCACGACGCAGCAGACGAUUCCGCGAUGGAAGAGGCCAGCACGCACUCGAACAAUGCUGCGGCAUCCUCGACAGCUGUCACGGACGAUGUUUCGCUGGAGGAACUAGAGAAAAUGCUCUCUAAAGCACGCAAGGAACGUAAAGAGGAAAUGUUGGAGCGCAACAAAGACUUGCUCAAAAAAACUGGUGGGUAUUAA
This is a messenger RNA of Anopheles marshallii, 3807 nucleotides long. RefSeq names its product tetratricopeptide repeat protein 14 homolog. Bases 1 to 3807 code for a protein of 1268 amino acids. The transcript has 11 exons. The record is from RefSeq and is a predicted model, not a curated record. Gene Ontology annotation, molecular function: protein binding. Lineage: Eukaryota; Metazoa; Arthropoda; Insecta; Diptera; Culicidae.